GUAAGGGUGGGCAUUAAUAUGUCGGUACCCUUAUGGCUGGGUACAGCGCGGGGGCACUCACACACACACGUACACCAAGGGUCAUCGUAGCUGCUGGCUCGUAUCCUCGGUCCUGAGUCCCUCGUGGUUCAGGGUCAGGGGACUGGCUGUACCCACCUCCCACCCCAGCCCCCCGCAAGGGGAAGAGGGAGGGGAGAGGGCAGAGGCGUCUGGCAGACUGUGUGACUCACUGCCGGGGGAGUCGGAGAAGGAGGCGCCGCCCCUCGGCUCUGUGCCCCCCUCUCUCUCCUCCCUCCUUUCCUCCCUUUUCCCUCGAUCCCUCCUCCCCCUCCCCGAUCCGCCUGCUCUGGCAAGUUUCUUCAGCCUCCCUCAACAAAACGAUCCAGGCCUAGCCCUUAGCCCAGCUCUCGCUUGUCUGUAGCUCCAAGGACGGAGGAUGAACAUCCUGGCUCCAGUGCGGAGGGACCGUGUCCUGGCCGAGCUGCCCCAGUGCAUGAGGAAGGAGGCUGCUCUCCACUCCAAUAAAGCCUUCCACCCUCGGGUCAGCAGUGCGUGUCAGGAGCAGAGGACAGGCACCGUGGGUAGGUUUAAGAUCUCCAAAGUCAUCGUUGUGGGGGACUUGUCUGUGGGGAAGACCUGCCUCAUUAACAGGUUUUGCAAAGACACUUUUGACAAGAAUUACAAGGCUACCAUUGGGGUGGACUUUGAGAUGGAGAGGUUCGAGGUGCUGGGAGUCCCCUUCAGUCUGCAACUCUGGGACACUGCCGGGCAGGAGAGGUUCAAAUGCAUCGCAUCUACUUACUACCGAGGAGCCCAAGCCAUCAUCAUUGUGUUCAACCUGAAUGACGUGGCCUCCUUGGAACAUACCAAACAGUGGCUGGCCGACGCGCUGAAAGAGAACGACCCCUCCAAUGUGCUUCUGUUCCUCGUGGGCUCCAAGAAGGACUUGAGCACUCCAGCUCAGUAUGUGUUGAUGGAGAAGGAUGCUAUCAAGAUAGCCCAGGAAAUGAAGGCCGAGUACUGGGCAGUCUCAUCUCUCACAGGUGAGAAUGUGCGUGAAUUCUUCUUCCGUGUGGCAGCGCUAACAUUUGAGGCCAAUGUGCUGGCUGAACUUGAAAAGACAGAUGCCCGGAGGAUAGGUGACAUUAUCCGAAUCAACAGCAAUGACAGCAACCUCUACCUGACGACCAGCAAGAAGAGGCCCAAGUGCUGCCAGUGAGCGUGCUGUCCCCAGAUCCUGGCACUGCCCAUGGAUGCCAUGCCUCUCCCUGGUGUUGGGCCCAUAGACAUUUGCACUGAACUGUUUUUUCCAGACCAAAGAGCUGUUCUCAUAAGGGUAGCAGGAACCAUGCCAGCCUGGAUGCCCUUCUUCCCCUAGGCACUGCACCAAAGAUUGGAUCUCUCUCUCCUUUAAGGUGUUCCAUGGGGACUUUGGGGAGAUGAUCAACAUGGCAGAGUAGAAAAGGGACUGGAGGGUUCCUAGAGCUUUGCUCUGCCAGCUGGGCAAAGGUGGGCACAGAUACCCACCUGCUGCUCCCUUGCCCCAUCAGGCUGUGCUUUACACAAUAAUCUCACUCAUAUGUGGUGUCUUGGGGAAGAGGGUGAAUCAUGGACUCACAAGACCAUGGAAUUUUGGGGGAUCUUUAGGAUCUAGGGGAUCUUAGAGACCAGUGCCAGCCCUUUAUUGAGGCUGGAUAGGAGGGAGCUGAGUGAAGUCACUGGGCAAACACUUAGUGCCUUGAAGGAGACAGCUGCUCUGUGGCUGCCCCCGAAGCUCAUGCCCUGACCUUGGCACUGAGAGUGUUCUAAGCAGGCAGUGUUCCAGGCGGUUUGGGAAGCACACACCGUGCUGAUUGUGGGGUGAUGGAGGGAGAGCAGCUGUGCAGGAUCUCAGGCCAGCAUCCCCUAGGGUGGAAUAGGCAGCCAUCCAGAAGGGAUAUUCUGAGGGGCCCCCAGCAUUAAUCCCUGUCCGAGAAUAUCUCCCCAGGCCCGAAACUCCACCAUUAGGGAGCUAUUACUUUGGCUAAACUCUGUGCUCUCCCUGCUUUGCAAAAAUUCUCCUCCAAGGAAUAACAGGUUAUCAAGUGUUUGUUUUGCUGGGGAUAGCUGGAGAUGGGCUCAUGGAUUUAGGUUUCAUCCAGCCCAGAUCUCUGACCCUAUCUCUCCCUACACUGAUAAGGGACCAUCCCUAGUCCCUGUUUCCAGGGUCACAGACAGAAUGUAAAAUGGCUUCAGGUCCAUCGCUUUCCAACCUUGAUAACUUUGCCAAGUGCCUUACCCACCACUAACCCCCAUCCUCGAGGCAGAGGUUGGCCGGACCCUGGGAGAACUUAGCUCCCUCCAUCACACUUUGUGUCCCUUGUCACACCUGAGUUCAGAAUCUCAGAGCUAGAAGGGACCCUAGAGAUCAAUCUACCCACACACCCCUGCCUUAUUUUAUAGAGGAAGAAAUGACUUACCCAAGAUCAUACUGAAUCAAUGGCAAAGGAGGGCUAGAAUCCAGCUCUCCUGACCCCCCUGCCCCCCGCCCCAGUCCAGGAGUCCCUCUUCCACAACACACAGCAUCUAAUCCCAGUCGUGUUCCCUUUGCCUUGAUGUCUUCAUUUGGCCCUGCCUCCGCCCCAUACAUUGUGUCCUUAGUUCUAUUCCCCCCUAUCGCCCACAUGUGGGAUAUGCAGUUGACACAGGUUAAAUGAGCCUUGGGGGCUCAGCAGGUACAAAGAGGCUCUCUCUUAUUCGAGUGGGGAAUUGGCCAGAACAUCUUGCUUUGAAGGUGGGAAGUUGGUGAAAUAUAGUUAAACAAAACAGAUGGACCCUUUGAUAAUGUCUGAUGGAGUAAGCACUGUUCCGCACCUGUAGUCCACCACCUCUCUGCCCAGAGGAAGGAGCUUCACAAGAAUCAAAGUCCACAUUGGCCAUUGAUUGCACUGCUGAUCUGA
Molecule: messenger RNA, 2939 nt
Organism: Dromiciops gliroides (monito del monte)
Lineage: Eukaryota; Metazoa; Chordata; Mammalia; Microbiotheria; Microbiotheriidae
Gene: RAB34
Product: RAB34, member RAS oncogene family
Exons: 11
Coding region: 437-1219 (260 amino acids)
Biological process (GO): endocytosis; phagosome-lysosome fusion
Molecular function (GO): GTPase activity; GTP binding
Source: RefSeq, a predicted model, not a curated record